Messenger RNA from Anastrepha obliqua, 2222 nucleotides. RefSeq names its product FGGY carbohydrate kinase domain-containing protein. Bases 501 to 2183 code for a protein of 560 amino acids. The transcript has 7 exons. The record is from RefSeq and is a predicted model, not a curated record. Gene Ontology annotation, biological process: carbohydrate metabolic process. Gene Ontology annotation, molecular function: kinase activity; phosphotransferase activity, alcohol group as acceptor. Lineage: Eukaryota; Metazoa; Arthropoda; Insecta; Diptera; Tephritidae.
GAGACAUUAUGAGAAGACACCGUACAUUUGUACGGCAUACAUACGAAAGGCAUAUGUGCCUUGGUGUAAAUGUAAAAAUUUCACAAAUAUUUGUUCAUAAGCACUUUACAUAUUCAAAAAUUGUAAAUCUUAUUCUCUGUAAUUAAUCCGCAAAAUAUAUGAAAAAAACUUGCAAACAACAACUGACUUAAUAAAGAGCAGCCCACUGGAUCGUCAUUAUCAGUAUCGUCAAAUAUACUAAUUUUUUUUACCAAUUCUCCACUGAUAACGCUUCGAAUAGGCAAAAAACAGCAAUAGACUUAUUAAGUGUCAACGGUAUAGUUGAAGCAAUCAAAUUGCAACCGUCCGCGGUGCUGGCAAGUAGUCGGAAUUCAAGCCAAGAUAUGUACAUAUUAAAAUAGCGCCAAGGCGUAUAUUUCACAUAGUACAAUACUUAAACCGGUUUUUUGAAAAAGUCAGCACAGCAGCGGUUAUCUCAAGAUUUCUGAUAUUGUCCCACGAUGACCGAUACAUAUUUUGUUGGUGUCGAUGUUGGCACGGGCAGUGCCCGUGCAGCGCUAGUCAAUCUGAAGGGUACAGUGCUGAAGCAGUGUGUGAAGCCGAUAAAGACUUGGAAUCCCGAAAACGAUCACUACGAACAAUCAUCCGACGAUAUUUGGCGCUCUGUGUGCCAUUGUGUGAAGGAAGUAACCUCAGAUGCCGAUAAGGCAAAAAUACGUGCAAUCUCUUUCGAUGCCACUUGCUCCUUGGUCGUAUUGGGUGCAAAUGGUGAAGCGCUCACGGUGAGUAACACCUCUAGCAAUGAGCAAAAUAUCAUUCUCUGGAUGGAUCAUCGCGCACAUGCCGAAGCCGCUCUUAUCAACUCAACAAAGCAUGAGCUACUGCAAUAUGUCGGCGGCCAAGUAUCGUUGGAGAUGGAAAUACCGAAGUUGCUAUGGUUGAAGAAAAAUAUCAAAAAUACCUGGAAGAAUAUUUGGCGCGUGUUUGACUUGCCUGAUUUCCUAACAUGGCGCAGCACAGGCGCUGAUACGCGCUCACUUUGUUCGGCGGUCUGCAAAUGGAAUUACGAUGCGAUGAAAAUGUGUUGGAGUGCAGAAUUUUUGAAAAAAAUUGACUUGGAAGACUUGUGUAGAAAUAAUUUUGAAAUAAUUGGACAAAGCAUUUGUGAGCCGGGCACGGCGGUGGGAGCAGGUUUAACGAAAGAAGCAGCUGAAGAAUUGUCGCUGCUGCCGGGCACAAUUGUCGGCACAUCGCUUAUUGAUGCCCAUGCCGGCGCUCUGGGUAUGUUCGGUUGUCGCGCCGUAUUGAAUGAACACGAUAAACAGCUUGAGGCAGCGCUCGACAAUCUGCAGGGCAAGUUGGCACUUAUCUGUGGCACAUCUACGUGCCACAUGAGUCUAACUCGUGAACCCUGCAUGGCACAUGGCAUUUGGGGACCCUAUCGGGGUGCAGUACUGCCGAAUUACUUUCUCAACGAAGGUGGACAAAGCGCUGCCGGUAUAUUGUUGGAUUUUGUCGUCAAAUCGCAUCCACAAUAUACUGCCAUACAGGCGAAAUUGGGUCAAAAUGAGCAUAUCUAUACAUAUUUAAAUAAGCUUUUGAAGAAGAUGACCGAAGAGCGUAAAUGUGAGGAUAUGUGCCAGCUGACAAAGGAUCUACAUGUUUGGCCAGAUUUUCAUGGCAAUCGAUCGCCUAUAGCCGAUCCGAAUUUACGAGGAAUGAUCACGGGCCUCAACAUGAAUGACGAUGAAGAGGCGUUGGCCCUUCUGUACUUGGCAUUUGUACAAGCGUUAGCAUAUGGCACCCGUCAUAUCAUUGAUAAUCUCGUUGAGAAGCACAAACGUGUACCUUAUAGUAGUAUGCUGUUUUGCGGUGGCCUCGCUAAGAAUAAUGUGUAUGUGCAAGCGCAUGCAGAUAUCUGCCAACUCCCGGCUGUGAUACCGGACGAGCAAGAAAUGGUAUUGGUCGGUGCCGCAAUGUUGGGGGCUUGCGCUGCGAAGGCUUUUGAGAGUUUAGAGGCAACCUCCAAAGAAAUGGGCGGCAAUGGCGUGCUCCUGAAACCGAAUAGUUCCACUAAGGAUUUUCACAAUCGCAAAUACCGUGUUUUCCUGCAAUUACUAGAGGAUCAACGAAAAUACAAGAGUAUAAUGGAAAUGGAAUGCUCUUGUACAUCUAUUGUUUGACAAUUUAUUAGUGUUAAAUAAUUAUCUGAUGAUACAUUA